CAACGCAAGAUGCGCUGGAAUUGUAGCUGGACCGAGCCGCUGUUGCUAAUGCUGCUGGCAGAGACGUUGACGUCGACGGCCACCUUGGCAGCAGUGACACGAGCGAGUCUGGAGCUAUAUGGCGACAUACACACACCCGGCGAGUUCGAUUCACUUAGUCAAACGCGUCCGAAUCUCUGUCAACGCGAGCUGCCUGCCAUAUUCUUUCAGACGAACAAGGAGGUGCCGGUGCGUGGCAAUGGCUCCAGCAUUUAUUAUCAACGCAUUGAGCAGUGCUGUGAGGGCUAUCACACGGAUCCGUACAGUGGACACUGUGUGCCGGAUUGUGCGCACAGCUCGCCAGAUAAUUGCCGCAAUGGCUUCUGCCGCGCAACGGGACGCUGUGAAUGCUUUGCGGAAUUUGUACGCAACGAGCAGGGCGCUUGCAUACACACCUGCCCUAUUGCCUGCCAACAUGGACGCUGCUAUCUGAAUGGCACCUGUGCCUGCCACGCGGGCUACACGUUGGAUGCGGAGACACGUCUAUUUUGUCGCGCCCACUGCCCCAAGGGCUGUGGCACGCAUGAGCAGUGUGUGGCGCCGGAUAGAUGCGAAUGCGACCCGGGCUAUCGACGCAUCCCAGAGCUGGGCUGCCAGCCCAUCUGUGCGCCGGACUGUGGCUACGGCAAAUGCGUGGCGCCCAAUGAAUGCGAAUGCAUUCCCGGCUUCAUGAAGCGGCGGCAGCGCAAUGUCUGUGAGGCCGAGUGCUACCUCAACUGUGAGAAUGGCUUCUGUGAGUCCCGCUUCAAGUGCCACUGUCGUGCGGGCUAUCGCUAUGAUGACAACACCACCAGCUGCCUGCCCGUCUGCCAGGACGAUUGUGGGCAUGGCAAUGGGGUUUGCAUUGCGCCCGGGAUCUGUCGCUGUUUCCAGGGCUACGAGCUGCGCGGCAACAGCUGUGAGCCUUUGUGCGAGGGCUCCUGCGGCUACUAUGGAAGAUGUCUAACGCCCAACGUGUGCGGUUGUGGACCGGAUGAACAGCAUUGUGUACAGGGUAGCUGCGAUGCCAAUGGGCAUUGCCAGUGCGCCGCCGGAUGGACGCACUUCCUCGGCAAGUGCCUGGAGCCGCAGCAGAUUGAGCAACAACUGAGCAGCCGACAACGACGCAAGGACCACAAUGAGGAGUUGAAUUACGAGUUUAAUGCGCUGAUUGGACGUUUGUUUAAUUGGUCGUAGAUUUAAGUAAC
Drosophila novamexicana is the source of this 1226-nucleotide messenger RNA. Its product is annotated as von Willebrand factor D and EGF domain-containing protein. The record is from RefSeq and is a predicted model, not a curated record. NCBI's taxonomy places the organism in Eukaryota, Metazoa, Arthropoda, Insecta, Diptera, Drosophilidae. Bases 10 to 1215 code for a protein of 401 amino acids. The transcript is spliced from 4 exons.